GUCAAAAUAGAAAGAAAAGUAAACAAAAAAGAAGAACAACCUGCACAAACCUUUGUUAUUUUUUUUUGUUUUGUUAUACGGCAACAAAUGUUUAUAACAAAUGCAUAGUUAUUUUUGUAAAUAAGAGCAAAAUAGUAGAGAAUAAUUAAAUACUCCACACAAUAGUUAGUUGAUAUUCGGUUAAUUAGAAGACAUGAUGUUAAUUUGUAUACUUCUCCAUAUCGUCACGUCACUAGUUUUAAUAACUGCUACUGACGACGAAUACUCCACGUAUGUAGGACGCAAACAGAUAAAAUACAACACGAUGGAAAUGGCAGACAGAGAAUUUGGGAAGCUUAGUCGACUUUCGAAUACAACCCAUCUUCGAGAAGCUGUUAAUAAAAUACUAAUCCCACGGGUUGUGGGAACCGAGGGCCAUAAAAAUGUUCGCAACUACAUUGUAAAAACCAUGCAAGACCUAAAUUGGUCGGUGACAAUAGAUUCUUUCGAUGAUACUGCCCCCAUUUUGGGAAAGCUUACUUUCCACAACAUAAUUGCCACAUUCAAUCCAAAUGCAGAACGAUACCUAGUUCUGGCAUGCCACUAUGACAGCAAAUACAUCCAGGAGUACGAGUUCCUGGGAGCCACCGACUCAGCAGUUCCUUGUGCCAUGUUGCUGAAUAUUGCCACGGUUAUGAACGAAGUCCUCAGUAGAUUCAGGCAUCAAAAACUGAGCUUGAUGUUUAUUUUCUUCGAUGGUGAGGAGGCAUUUGAAACGUGGGGACCCAACGACUCAAUCUACGGUGCCCGUCAUCUAGCGAAAAAGUGGCAAACCGAAAAGAAACUCGACCAAAUAGAUAUGUUAAUGCUCCUAGACCUACUGGGAGCUCCAGAUCCAAAAUUCUACAGUUGCUUCCAAAACACUGAAGAUUGGUAUUCGAAGCUGGCAGUUAUUGAGAAUCGUCUCUCUGAGUCUGGACUAAUGGAACGAUAUUCAACAAGUGGCAUGACACACGGAGAAGAAUUUCAUAAUCAAUAUUUUCAGCCACAUUCUCUUAAGACAGUCAUCGAAGACGAUCAUGUUCCAUUUCUUAGAUUAGGAGUACCAAUUGUGCAUUUGAUACCAAUACCAUUUCCAAAUGAGUGGCAUACAAAAGACGAUGACAUGUCAAUUAUUGACUACACAACAACCGAAAAUCUCAAUAGAAUUUUAAGAAUAUUCGUCAUGGAGUAUUUGAUUUCCUAUGAAGAUGAGGAUGACUACAACAACGAUGACGAAUAAAAGUAUAGAUUUUGUGAUUAAUUUUAAUUUUAUUUACCAGACAGAUGCUAAAAAAUGUUUCAAUUCGAUUUGGUCCCAAGGACCACCUUUUACUCUCUUGCGAAAAUUGUUUUUGGACUUAGGACUAUAAUAAUUAACUUAUAACUUGUGCUCCAGUGUUUUUUUUUGUUACUUAAUAAAAAUUCUUUUAAACUUUUAAA
Molecule: messenger RNA, 1461 nt
Organism: Eupeodes corollae
Lineage: Eukaryota; Metazoa; Arthropoda; Insecta; Diptera; Syrphidae
Gene: isoQC
Product: glutaminyl-peptide cyclotransferase
Exons: 2
Coding region: 194-1261 (355 amino acids)
Molecular function (GO): glutaminyl-peptide cyclotransferase activity; zinc ion binding
Source: RefSeq, a predicted model, not a curated record